This is a messenger RNA of Myodes glareolus (Bank vole), 3799 nucleotides long. RefSeq names its product moesin (gene Msn). Gene Ontology annotation, cellular component: cytoskeleton. The record is from RefSeq and is a predicted model, not a curated record. Lineage: Eukaryota; Metazoa; Chordata; Mammalia; Rodentia; Cricetidae. Gene Ontology annotation, molecular function: actin binding.
ACGGGGGCGGCUCUUUCCUGGGUGGGGUUUGUAAAGUCGUGGCCCGUUAGCAGGAAGCGGAGCAGUCGCCCGACGCUAGAGUGGGACCCAAUCUGAGCACCCGGCUCUCCCGAGUCCUUGCCGAAGUGUACUGCGCGCUCAGAACAGCCCGACAGUUUCUAGCCAAACUUCACCAACUCCUUCGCCUUUGCCGCCACCAUGCCGAAGACGAUCAGUGUGCGUGUGACCACCAUGGAUGCAGAGCUGGAGUUCGCCAUUCAGCCGAACACCACUGGCAAGCAGCUGUUUGACCAGGUGGUGAAAACAAUUGGCUUGAGGGAAGUUUGGUUCUUUGGUCUUCAGUACCAGGACACAAAAGCUUUCUCGACUUGGCUGAAACUCAAUAAGAAGGUGACUGCACAGGAUGUGCGGAAGGAAAGUCCUCUGCUCUUCAAGUUCCGGGCCAAGUUCUACCCAGAGGAUGUGUCUGAGGAACUGAUCCAGGACAUCACCCAGCGCCUGUUCUUCCUGCAAGUGAAGGAGGGCAUUCUCAAUGAUGACAUCUACUGCCCACCUGAAACUGCUGUGCUCUUGGCCUCCUAUGCCGUCCAGUCUAAGUACGGUGACUUCAAUAAGGAAGUGCACAAGUCUGGCUACCUGGCUGGAGAUAAGCUACUGCCCCAGAGAGUCUUGGAGCAGCACAAACUCAACAAAGACCAGUGGGAAGAGCGGAUCCAGGUGUGGCAUGAGGAACACCGAGGCAUGCUCAGGGAGGAUGCAGUCCUGGAAUAUCUCAAGAUUGCUCAAGAUCUGGAGAUGUAUGGUGUGAACUACUUCAGCAUCAAGAACAAGAAAGGCUCAGAGCUAUGGCUGGGUGUGGAUGCCUUGGGACUCAACAUCUAUGAGCAGAAUGACAGACUGACUCCUAAGAUUGGCUUCCCUUGGAGUGAAAUCAGGAAUAUCUCCUUCAACGAUAAGAAAUUUGUCAUCAAGCCUAUUGACAAAAAAGCCCCGGACUUUGUGUUCUAUGCUCCCCGUCUUCGGAUUAAUAAGAGGAUCUUGGCCCUGUGCAUGGGGAAUCAUGAGCUGUACAUGCGUCGGCGUAAGCCUGACACCAUUGAGGUUCAGCAGAUGAAGGCACAGGCACGGGAAGAAAAGCACCAGAAGCAGAUGGAGCGUGCCCUGCUGGAAAAUGAGAAGAAGAAGCGUGAGCUGGCAGAGAAAGAGAAGGAGAAGAUUGAACGGGAGAAGGAAGAGCUGAUGGAGAAGCUGAAGCAGAUCGAGGAGCAGACCAAGAAGGCUCAGCAAGAACUGGAAGAACAGACCCGCAGGGCCCUGGAACUUGAGCAGGAACGGAAGCGUGCUCAGAGUGAGGCUGAAAAACUGGCCAGGGAGCGUCAAGAAGCUGAAGAAGCCAAGGAGGCCCUGUUGCAGGCUUCUAAGGACCAGAAGAAGACCCAGGAACAGUUGGCUUCAGAAAUGGCAGAGCUGACAUCACGGAUCUCUCAAUUGGAAAUGGCCCGAAAGAAGAAGGAGAGCGAGGCUGUGGAGUGGCAGCAAAAGGCCCAAAUGGUACAGGAGGACUUGGAGAAGACCCGUGCUGAGCUGAAGACGGCCAUGAGUACCCCUCACGUCGCCGAGCCUGCUGAGAAUGACCAGGAUGAGCAGGAUGAGAAUGGGGCAGAGGCCAGUGCUGAGUUGCGGGCUGAUGCCAUGGCCAAGGACCGCAGUGAAGAGGAGCGUACCACUGAGGCAGAGAAGAAUGAGCGUGUGCAGAAGCAUCUUAAGGCCCUUACUUCAGAGCUGGCCAAUGCCCGAGACGAGUCCAAGAAGACAGCCAAUGACAUGAUCCAUGCUGAGAACAUGCGGCUGGGACGAGACAAAUACAAGACCCUGCGCCAGAUCCGGCAGGGCAAUACCAAACAGCGCAUUGAUGAGUUUGAGUCCAUGUAGUGGGCUUUCAGCCUUUAGGGACCCCUCCUCCUCCUUCCUUGUCCCCACACUCCUAUAGUUUUGCCUAACUAACACUGUGCUGGAGCCACUAACUAAAAAAGCCUUGGAGCCAUGCCAAGCAUUCAGUAUAGCCAUGGGACCAAAUUUAGCCCUUCCGUCUCCUGACUCAGAUCCCUGGGCAAAGAAAUGGCCCACUGUGGUGCCAAUGGAAUCUCCUUUUCUGUAACAUUCAGCCUAGCUUUCUAGAGUAGGUCCUGUUUCCCCAGCUCAGAGGCUCAUUCCUUUUUAUUUGACAAACACGCCCCACUUACUGUCUUCCUCUGGGACUCAAGUGUAAAAUAGGUUGAUAGCUAGCUCCCAUCCCUUGACUUUUUCUUCCAAGUCUUGUGAUUUGCAAGUUAGAAUAUUGUGUGUUUUAGGGACAGAAGCACGGCCUUGGCUCUAUCUUUUAGCAUGUCAGCUGACCAAGGAUUUGGCCUCGUCCUGUCCAUCCCUUUUAGAGUCAUUUAGGCUUUGUAACAAUUGGAGGGUAAAGAGAUGUUUAGUCAUUCUUAUUUCUUCUACCUCCCGUGUUGGGCCUAUUACAAAUUCAGUCCCAAUAAGCCUCGUCCCUGUGCUCAGGGACUCAGUUUCUAAUCAAGGAGAGAUAAAGGGAUGACGGAAACAGUGCGUUCAAGAGAGCACACUAACAACCUAGAAAGCCUCUUGCCAUUGCGCAUCUUUAGAGCCUUUUUUCUAUCAAGUAAGGUCUAGGGUAGGGCUACCCCCAUGUUAGUCCAUGCUCCUGGUUCCAUCUGUCCCUGUCCUCUCCAGUCUCCAGAUCUCUUCCAGCUAGGCCAGAGAGGACGAGCACCCUCAAACCUAGCCAGUUACAUCUAAGGCUGUUGCCACAAAGGGGGACAUGGUUAUUCCUGGCUUUAGUAUUUUCUCUGCCAGGAGUUCUAGACUCCCCCCACCCAGAGCUGAUUGGACCACUGUUCCUGCUUCACAGAUACGCACCAUGACGGGUAAGAGUAGCUCUUGGUUUUCAGUCACCCAGUAGUCCUUCCCCAGCUUACCCAGUCCCGAGUGGAGUGGGUCCUGCUUCUGACAGAUCUCUAACCCAGGUCGCAUCACUAGCUGUGCUGUCCCUUGGAGCUACAUCCAGAAAGCCGCUGGGUGUUCCGGUCUUGUCCCUUCACAGCCCCACACCCUUCUCUCCACUUUGGAGCUGCUGCUUCCUCUUUUUGUCACAUUGUGCUCUUCUAAUUUUUUACCAGUAUUAUAUAUUCUAGGGAUAGCUAACUUGAUAUUGAUUUCUACAUUUUUUUGCUAAUGCACUAUUAGAGAUACUAGUCUUGGAAUGGGAUCAUUUUAGCUUCAUUAUUUUUACUACCCCUACCCCAUAUCUGGGAAAUAUAUACUGUAUUAGAAAAUAUUUUGCCAAAACCAAUAUGUAUGAAGACUUCAGUAUUAGUGAUUUACCUGUCACUAUAGGUCAUACAAUCCAUUUAAAAUGUACUUAAUAUUUGGUUUUAUUGUUCCUGUUUGCCUUUUCCCCAGGGUUGAGUCCCUCCAUGCAGUAUCCCGAGCCCAAAGCCUCUCUCAGCCCAUGCCCCCUUACUUAACCUUGGGUAAUCUUUUAUGCAUUGCUGUGAAUUAUAUUGACACUUGGUGAGCUGCCCUAUAUUGGCUAAAUUCAAACCUGGAAUUGUGGGGGCAAUCUAGCUGCAUUAAGGGCAAUAACCCACCCCCACAGAGACUGGGGAGGUUAGAAUUUAUAUUCAGGUUUUUUUGUGUAUUUUUGUUUUUUAAAUAAUUGUUUUGGAGGGGUUUGUGCUCAAAUCUGUGUUCUAUUUCAGUGCCAAUAAAAUUUAGGAAGACUUCA